CGCGCCGCGAGCCGAAUCGACGGCCGUCACUCACUCGUUCAGCACAAAUAUAGUGCUAAUCACUUGACGUUUCACUUUUUGAUCCUCAUAUCUCGUAUCGAACACAAUUAGCAGAUUCGUGAUACCUCGCAGUCGUUUUGAUUUAAAUAAACGUUAAAGAUAAUUUGUCUCCUAAGUUACGGUUGUGAUUUUUAUUACGUGAAAUUGAGUUAAUAACCUAAGUUUGGACAAUAAUAUUUGGCACUCAUGUGCGUAUGCAUGGCGGUGUGAAGCAUCAUCAUAGACACGGCACUCAGCGUUCGCAGAGUUUGAACCGUGGGCACUCUUUGUCGCGUUCUGAUGCGACCUGGUGACAUCACGGGACCGCGGGCAGCGUAGUUCAGUGCGCCGAAUGCGGCGCGCGCACGAUGGGUAACAAACUGUCGUGUUCCUGCGCACCAAUCCUCCGCAAGGCAUAUCGCUAUGAGGACAGCCCGUGGCAAAAUUCCCGACGACGUGAUGGACAUCUCUUGAGACUUUGGGCAGAAGUAUUUCACGUGUCAGCGAGCGGCGCUGGCACCGUCAAGUGGCAGCAGGUAUCCGAAGACCUGGUACCUGUGAACAUCACCUGCAUACAGGACUCGCCAGAAUGCGUGUUCCAUAUUACCGCAUACAACUCCCAAGUCGACAAAAUCCUUGAUGUUAGACUAUUGCAACCUGGCACUCGUAUUGGACAAGCAUCAGAAUGCUUUGUGUAUUGGAAAGAUCCCAUGACCAACGACACAUGGGGUUUAAACUUCACAUCUCCUAUAGACGCGAAGCAGUUCAGAGAAUGUUGCUCGCCUUCAUUUAAAUUCUCACGGAAGGCAUCUUCGAGCUACAGCCUGAAGCUGGAGCCGCCGGGGAGCAAACAAAAAUUCAAGACGAAGAGGAAACCGGUCUCAACACCAGCUAGUCCAAAUCGGUCAAGUCUUAGUUACGGACGCGAGCCACAAUGCACCUGCAUGACCCAGGAACAAUACGCCAGACUGAGGGCACAGGAUCCAAGAUACCGCUCAUCAACAUUACCGCGUACCACCACUCGGGCUAUAGAGACAGACGCAGCGGCGGCAGCUGGGCGCUCAGACAAGGUGGCUGCUGCUACUUCAUCCACAUCACUCUACGACAACGUCGCUACAACUCAGCCCGCUCAACAGCCGCCUAAACCCGCGGCACGUCAAAGUGAGACUCAACCACCAGCUCGUCCGCCGAAGUCCCAAGAAACAUCUACGAUGACAACAAAUACUUCAACAGCGCCUAAGACCGUAACUGCUUCUGUUGGGACACAUGGAAAUACGACGACCGAAGAGACCACGCAAGUGUCCAGCACUGGAUCGACAAAUCAACACGGCCAAGAUUUGAAAUCUGAAGGCGUUCAAGCUGGAGGCACUUUGACAUCCUCCAAAUCAUCAGCAACAUCAACUCGUGCUGGCAAGGAACAUCUACAGCAUAUGCCUAAGAGCGUUGAUUAUGGAGAUGGCAAUGAAUCGGGUCGUGAAUCAGAAAGACAUAUGCAUAACCACAACGUGAUUAACAACAAUACGUCGGGUUCGCGACGCACAAAGUCCAAAAGCACUGAAGAUAUGAAUAUGGACCCAAACACGCUGAAACGUAUGCUCAAACCGAUGCCCUCUACGGAGAGUCCCAUCACGUCCCCAGAAAUGGGACGAAGGAGGUACGCGGCCUGUCCCUCAUCCUGCUCGCACUCACACCGCCAUCCCCACCAUGGACAUUACACACACGUCAUCAAUAAUAAUAGCAGGCAGUCGUCACAGCGGUAUUCGUCUGCUAGCCGUGGUGUCGGCGUGGGUGCCGCCCCAAGCGGCUAUCCCGGGCGUGGACUGUAUUUGGAGCUGGGCGGUGGUGAGAGAGAUGUGUCACCACCCUCAGAUAACGUCAUGUUUGACAAUCAAUGCUAUGCUACCACACCCUCGUCGUCUAAUGGCAACUCAGACCAAGAACAUUGUCAACGCAGAGAUCCGAGACAACAUCACCACAUGAAGCCGUGUCUCUCGCGCCAAGCAUCGCAGCAGAGCGCCACUCCAGCUCCAGGAUCUCCAACAUCACGCCUACUAUUGGAAUAUGAGAUGCAUCUAAGAAAUACACUAGCUAAGGGAAUGGAUGCUGAGAGCUACAGUUUGCAUACAUUUGAGGCGCUUUUGAGUCAAAGCAUGGAAGACUUGGCAUUUGUUUUAGAAUACAACGAAAAUCUACCACCUUCUAAUCAGAGGAGUCCAUAUCCACCACGACGACGUCCUGGAUCUCAAUGUUCAGGCGGAGGAAGUCGCUCAUCAACUCUUCCGCUUCCGCAUCGAAUGGGGGUGGAAAGGCAGCACAGUGCGCGAUCAGACCGCGAUGGAUAUUACAGCGAUCGCAAUGAAUUAAUGAGGGAACGAGAGAGGGAGCGGGAAAGGGAGAGAGGGUAUCUCAGUGAUCAUAAUACAAGAGAUCGGGUGAGAGAUCGAGACCAGGGUUACCUGAGUGAUCAUCAAUCAAGUUUCGUGAGCGCAUCGAGAUGUGCAUCGUGUAUCGGAGAGUCGGCUCGCUCUGCUUGGUACCGUCACUCAGAUGGGUGGAGGGGGCAGCAACCUUCUGGUCCUCGCCGCUCCCCAUGGGACUCUCUCCCCAGCCUGCGUCACGAGGGAAGCCUAAACGAUUCCGGAUAUAGAAGCAAUCGGGCUGAUAGCUUCGAACAACGUGGCAUGUUUGAUCGCCAAGACAGUGUACGAUCUGAAUACACAAGUGAUCGGGAGUCAUCUCGCUACGGCAUCGUACAACAGGCCUCAAUUGACAGCACAGAUUCCCGCAUUUGCUAUUUGACUUCAAGUGAGAUAUCCGACGAUGAUCGCAUGUCAUUGACGACGGCUGUGUCUGAUGAAGAGGAUCCUGGUGAGAGCGCAAUGAAUUCACCGUACAAAGGAAAGCAGACCGGUGCUGCAGCCGCCUCUUUCAAUUGCACUGGUGCUGUGAGAAAAGCUGGAUUUUUGAGCGUCAAAAAGUGGCUACUACGGAAGAAACAUCAAAUCGAGCUGGCCCGGAAACGAGGCUGGAAAGGAUAUUGGGUCUGCCUCAAAGGCACCACUUUGCUAUUCUACCCCUGCGAUUCACGCGAGGGGCGAUCCGUGGAAGCUGCCCCUAAACACCUAAUAAUCGUCGACGGAGCAAUUAUGCAACCCAUACCAGAGCAUCCGAAACGCGAUUACAUAUUCUGCUUGAGCACUGCAUUCGGUGACGCAUAUCUAUUCCAAGCUCCGUGCCAGGUGGAGCUCGAAAACUGGGUGAAUAGCAUACAUAGUGCAUGCGCUGCGGCGUUUGCCCGCCAUCGAGGCAAGACCGGCACGCUUCAUCUACUUCAAGAGGAAAUUUACCGCCUCGAAAAAGCCAUAGAAUCGGAUCACAAAUUGAAACACAUGGCAGAUCUACAACAGUCGGUGGUAUCUGACCCGGAAACAAGAGCUCAGUUGGCAGUGCAAAUGCUACAAUGGGAGGAAAAUCUUGAACGACUGCAUUGCGAACAAUUCAGACUUAGAUGUUAUAUGGCCAGUCUGCAAAGUGGCGAGCUUCCAAACCCUAAGUCUCUGCUUACACACGUUUCUCGGGGAACAAAGAGCACAUUGAACAAAUUGGGUGUAUUCACCGUGUCGUCUUUCCAUGCGUUUAUCUGCGCCCGUUCCCCAUCUUUGCUCAACAAUUUGCUCGCGGGCAGAGGGGCUACUAAGCGAAGGGCGCCUAAUCUGUCAAGAUCUAAUUCGGGCUCCAGCCGGCGGUCUAUGCAGAUGUCGCGUGAAGAGGGUGAAGCUGCAGUACGGGUGUCAUUACCUGAAGGAACUACCGCCACCGUUGGUGUUCGUGAAGGAAUGACAGUUGAGGAGUUCCUUGCCUCUGCGUGUGUGCGCCGUUCUCUUAACGCGCUGGAACACUUUGUGAGGGUUAAGAAACGACGUGAUAUGGAGGAUCAUAACUACUUUGUGCCACAUCGUUCUGAUCUUAUUGAGACUUAUUUGCACACACACGAGGUAGUGGAAGUUUGCGCGAAGAUCUUAUACCAAGUAGAACUGCAACGCACAACUUUGGAGCAAAUGUGGGGCUUCAGCGUAGAGGCCGAGCUCAUUGAGAACGCCGAGAGACAAGACGAGCUUUGUUGUUACGUCAGUCGCGUUGAAGACAAGAGCGUCGCUAUGCAAAAUGGUAUCAUAAAAGGUGAUGAGAUAAUGGUGAUCAACGGUGCAAUAGUCUCCGACCUAGAUAUGAUGUACCUCGAGAGCGUGCUGCAAGAGGAGCUUUCUCUAGUUAUGAUGAUGAGGUCAUCCCGCACGGAGCCGCCAGAGCUAAGCGGAGCGAUGCGCGCGGCCACCGACGAUAUAAUCGAUUCGCUGGUAUGUCCGCCGCCGCCCACCGAUCCACCCGUCAUCUCCGAUGACAUGAUAUCUGGGCUCAUCGUGCCCGCGCCUGCUUGGAGCAAGGAACUGUACAGUCCUGAAACAGACGGGCAUACGGACGCGGCAUCGGGACCACCCAAAGUUAGUUCUCGAACUAACUCAUUUGAGAUUGAAAAUCUACUCAAGUGUGGGGAUGUGCGUCAGAGCGCGGAGCAGGUGACUGGGUGGUGCCGGUCACCGGGUGACACGCGUCGCGCGAGCCCCACGGGAAGCCUCGCGAGUGCUGCGGUUACUCCCUCGAGGCACCUGUCUGACGCUGACAAGCUGAGGAAAGUACUCUUGGAACUGGUGGACACGGAACGCGCGUAUGUCAAGCACCUUAAUAAUUUACUGGAGAAUUACUUGGAACCGCUGAAGAGGGAAACUUUUUUAUCGAACGCGGAAAUCAACGCUCUGUUCGGAAAUAUUCAGGAGAUUGUAACUUUCCAAAGACAGUUCCUGCAAAACUUAGAAGAAGCGCUUGAUGCUGAAUCUAACUUCCACCAUUUAGAAUUGUCUAAUCAGUUCAAGAAUGUUCUAUUCGCUGUUGGAAAUGCAUUCCUUUAUUACGUAAAUCACUUCAAAUUAUAUAGCUCGUUCUGCGCUAGUCACAGCAAAGCUCAGAAAGUCUUACAUCCGAAUGAAGGCAACCAAGCGUUGCAAGAGUUCCUUGCGGCUCGCAAUCCGAAGCAACAGCACUCAUCCACUUUAGAAUCGUAUUUAAUUAAACCGAUUCAGCGAAUACUGAAAUAUCCGCUAUUACUUCAACAACUCCGAAAUUUGACUGAUGUCAACUCUGAAGAGCAUCUUCAUUUAGUUGAGGCUUUAAAGGGUAUGGAAAAGGUUGCUGAACAUAUAAAUGAAAUGCAACGAAUACACGAGGAAUAUGGUGCUAUCUUUGAUCACUUAUUUAGGCAACACCAAAAGUCAUGCAAGCAACCAAUAGACUUAAGUCCAGGUGAUUUGCUAUAUUAUGGAGGCGUAGAGUGGUUAAAUAUAUCGGACUUCCUAGGAAAAAUUAAAAAGGGACUAGAAUUACACGCAAUGUGUUUUGUAUUUAAAUCAGCCGUUGUCUUCCUUUGCAAAGAAAGACUGAGACAAAAAAAGAAAUUGAUGGGCGUUUCGUCAAAGAAUAAUUCCAAUGAAGUAGAGAUAAUUAGGUAUCAAGUAUUAAUACCAGUUACUGAGGUACAAGUUCGUGCUUCUUCAGCUAAAGAUAUGGACAGUCACUUCUUGUGGGAGCUCAUACAUUUGCGAAGCCAGCUUCAGCGUCGCUCGGAGAAAGUAUAUGUACUGUCUAACAGUACGGCUGACUUCCGCAAUGCCUUCCUCAAGACAAUUCGUCAAAUAAUACGUGAGUCGGUUCGCAAUAUGUCGCUACCGACCACUCGGCCCGCGCCCAUGCCACCGCGAGCGCCGCACACGCUCGACAGACCUAAGCAACAGGUUCAAGUAAUGCAAGGAUCGCAAACCUUAGGGAAAACAAAGAAACCGAAAACAUCUGGACAGAGAUUAUCUGCUGGGAACAUAGAGGUCGGUAAUUUGUCACGAGACAAUUCUCAAGACGCCGAAGACACUCCGCAAGAAGAGGAUCACUCGUUCAGACUUAGAAGCAAAACAGUCGGUGAGGCACCAGCGUGUGAGAGCAUAAAGCGCACUCCGCCGCCUCCGCCGCCCACAGACACGGAAAAGUCAGAGGGCGGGUCUAAGUCCGAAGGCGAAGACGAACCCCCAGCACCACCCGCCAAGAGAGGGUUAGGACGCACUCCCAACCACCUCACGCUCAGCACAACAUCGACCCUAAGCGCCGGAAGCACUGGUAGCCAAGCUCGCCUCAUUCAAUCUUCGCAUCAACCCACCCAAUAUCAACCCACUAUGGUCAAAGAGCUAGGUAAGCAAGAGUCACAAUCUUUAAAAUCUUCUCCCGAAAAGAAACCCUCAGGAUCCGAGAAGAAGAUUAAAGUCAUCCGCUCCGGCAGCGGAAGCAACAUUCACAGAGAGAGAUCUCCCAAUAGAUGCGACCGCUCCCCCGAUAGAGACAAGGUCACCAAAGUCAUCAUUUGCAAGUCUCCCAACAAGUCCAACCUUAAGCAGUCCAAAUCCCUCCACCGUUCCCCUCGUGGUAGCUUCGACCAAUCGAAGUCCCCCACAAUCGACAAAUCCCGCUCACCGCAGCAGAGCUUCGACGGCUCCAAGUCCCCUCGCGGAAGCAUCAUGAAGUCCCGCGAAAACAGCAUAGAUAGAGCAAGAUCACCGAAACCGGCCCCGAAAAAGGGCAUCAUGCGAACACCUCAGGCCAGCUUCGACAGGUCUCCUUGCAAAUCGCCCAACGUGAGUCGGCGCUCUUCUAAAUCCAGCGGCGAGAAACUGGCCCGCCUCGGAACCAACUCCUUGGACAGGAUGACCCACUAUUCUCAAUUGGCGAAAGUGGAAGAUAAGGCAAUAAAGAUGGGGAUCGUCGUGUCCAAGUCGACUGAAUCCAUCGCUAAAGCGAUUGAGCGUCCCACUUGUGUCGAGUGUUAUUUAUCUGGGAAGAAGCAGAGUAAGACCUCUUAGCAUAAGGGGAGGGGCAAGUACCCGAAAACUCGUAAGAAAUCAACGGCGCCCCAGUCCAUUCUGACGUCAUCGGACCGCAGCAGUGUGGAGACUCUGGACGACGUUGCGCACGAGCGAGGAUAUUGCCCUUCGUCACGACAAUGCGCUACGAGCGAUUUCGAUCAGAUUCACGUUUAAAUUGAUUUUAUACAGAACACUAUCGGAGCCGUAUAUAAUUUACAUGUCAUUACUAAUAUUUUAAAUGCACACACUUUUGCCUUAGUUUUGCCAUCAACUUGACUUUUAUUUGACCUUCUAACAAAACUAGAAUGCGGCAUAAAUAAUAAUUCAUGUGUCAGAGCAAUGGCUGAUGGCUGGUGUCAGCUGUCAUUAUAAUUUAAUAACAUCAACGAUAAAUUAGUUCAAAACCGUAAUAUGGUUUAUUUGCUUUGUUAAUGUUUCUAGAUCUAUAAAUUAUACUAUUUGAUAGUCUGUAGUAUUAGUAACUAAAUUUGUAUGAAAAUUCGUCGACACAAACUGUGGUUAUCAUACAAAUUUAGUUUCCGACUUUCUACAUCUACUACUAUUAAGGCAUCUUGACUAUGCCCGUAGUCAUUAUUAAUAAUGUCAGAUGGUGUUAGUGUCAGCUGCCAUUGUCAUAAUAAUUCGAUGGAUAUGGAGUCUUUAUUACUAUCGACAAUUGAAUAGUCGUUAAUUUAUAGAUCUAAUUAACAAAUCAAAAAAACCAUAUUACGGUUUUGAACUAAAUUGACGUUGAUGUUAUUAAAUUAUAAUGAUAAUGGCAGCUGAUACCAGCGCCAUUGCUUCGAUAAAUAUAAUUAAACUGAAAGGUAUCUAGCAAGAUUAUGAAAAAAUAUCCAAAUUAUAUGCGGUAUAGUUGUUCUGUAUUUUGGAAAGUAAAUGACGCUGCUCUAUCGACUGGUAAAUGGAAUUGACUAGAGACGUGCUAAGUAAUCGUAUUAAAUUUUACUUAUAUGUAACUUUACAUAUUAUAAUCGAAACACCAAUAAACGUAGAAGUAGCGUAGAUAUAACACCAAUAUUGUUACCAGAAUGCUAAGUUCAAAGUAUGUAUACGUAACAUUUUAACCUAUUGAAUAUAUUGAAACCAUGCUUAGUGUAGCUAAUUGCACUUACGAUAAGAAUAGCCGUAAACAGAGUCGUUCAUUAUCUCUUAUAAAUAUCUCAAUUAACUAAACAUCACCUUGACGGCUGGAAGUCUUCCAAGCUUCACAAGACUCUUUGUUUUGCGAACAAGUGAGUUGUGGAAACGACUACUUAAGAAAGAGUAUACUCCUCCUUCAAAGGCUGGCAACACACCCACUAAAUUGGAUAUACAUGGGCUGCAAUGACUGCCCUUUUUGGGCGUCCUGUAGCCUACAGGUCCUGUGUCCAAAAAAAACAAUCAUUUUAAAAUCUGAUUACGAAACCAUAGAGCGAUUUUAAUCUUUAUUCUGUGCUCUUAUUCACACUAUAUGCAAUAUAAGAAUCCUAAUUGCUGCUACGAGCCGUUAAUUUCCAUUUUUAUUUAUUCACAGCCUCAUCAACAAGGCCACUGUAAUAAAAAUACACACACUCAAAAUACAGAGAUACAAAUAAAUAAUAUAUAUGUAUGUAUUUUUUGUUUCUAAGGACCUCUUAAUGAGUAUAUGCCUCUUCCAAUUGGCUCCAUCUCUCUCUAUCUUGAGCAUUUUUUUCCUAAUCUCCUCCACCAACUUCCUUGAGCUCGUCAACCCACCGUGCAAGAGAGCAACCUCUCUUUCUUUCAAAAGGCCACAAUAGUAGUAAAGACAUAGAAAGCUAUGAACGACUCAGUACGGCUGUCGUAGUAACAAUAAUUUUAAAUAGAUGACGUAAUCAUAAUAUUCAAACUUUAAUCCUAGUAUCCAAGUGCUAAGUGUUAAAUUUAAUGGCUGUGGAAUCGAACUGAUGUUUAUCCUUAACAUUAUUCAAUUAUAACCAUUAUUCAUAUUUCAAUUUUUUCUAUUAUCUUUAAAUAUAAUCAAUAAAUUUUUAGAUACCAUUUAUUAAGUCUUCCAUUUCUUAAAACAUUAAAUCAUUUAUAUAAUUUUAUUACGUGCUCAAUUUAGAAUUAAAUUAAAAGAUUUAUUUUUACUAUCAUCUUUAUCCUGAUACACUUUAAAUGUGAUAUUUUAUAUUUGGUUGGUAAUUAAGCAUAAACUCUCUCUAAACUAUUACAUAAUAUAAACUAUGCAUUAAUCAUAACUAUUUAAUGACUAUGUAUAAUCGUAAUACACUUAAAUACGUAAAUAAUAAUUCAAUUACCCAAACAAUAUGUAGAUUAAGUAGAACUAAUAUAAGAAUAGCAAAUGCACGAAUACUAUACUUUUCCUCUUAACGAUCGCACAUGUAAGACCCUUUUUGAACCUGCGUUGGUACUAUGUAACUUCCAAUAGAUAGAGUACUGUAGCUCGCACUAUUAAGCGAUCGAAAUUGCAUAUAAAAACGUAAGAAAUCGCUGGAAAUUACAGAGUAGCGACGCUGCACUUAUUUUUGCUCUUACUACACAGGUUGCAUUUAUUUUUCUUCGAUAUUAAAUUUGAAUGUUCGAUGAUAAUGUUGAUAGUGAAUUUUCUUAUCCCGUCAAUUCGUCGAUUUAUGUUUGUUUGGCGAAAGAUGUUAACUGCAGACGAUAUAUGUAUAACUUGUUAUUCGAUUGCAGUCUGACUAGGGAAUUCAAACUGUGCUUGCGUACACAUUUCAAUCCAUAAGUAUACGCUGACUUAAUACAUCUGUGUUAAACUUUAUAUCAAACAGCAAGCUGUAAUUUAUAAAGCGUUCUACACUUAAAUAACAAACAUAAUAGAGAGCUAGUUAGAACUUGGACAAGCUUUUAGCUAUGCGAGUUCUUAGGCCAGACUACAGAGGACUAUAAAUUAAAUUACACAGAGUAAAAACUCAUUCAUGUCUGGCAUAAUCUGUGCUACACUGAGUACGCUUUAUAAAUGUCAGCAAAUACAAAUAUUUGACAGAUGUAUAUUUCCAUUGCGUGUCAAAUUCAUGGACAUCAGACUCAUUUACGUAAACGACAUUUUAAAUGUACGCCAGCACAGCGUUAACAACAUUCAUCAAACAUUCAACUCUUUUCGCGGCUCCGCAUUACCCUGGAUAUAUAUUCUAAAUUGUCGGUCGUGUGAACUCAAUGAUAAAAGAGUUCGGUGUUUGGUGUGUUGUAGGGUCUCCGGUGUGGAAACCGCGCGAGGUGUCGGAGGCCCCCGCCCCCACCACCCUGCCCCGCUCGCAGCGCCCCGCGCCUCGCGCCCCUCACCUCUCCGCCAGUCGCAAGUCGCUGGCGCCGGACCACAGGCA
Messenger RNA from Pieris napi, 10321 nucleotides. It is a transcript of the gene sif, whose product is annotated as protein still life, isoform SIF type 1. The record is from RefSeq and is a predicted model, not a curated record. Bases 408 to 6992 code for a protein of 2194 amino acids. Gene Ontology annotation, biological process: activation of GTPase activity; small GTPase-mediated signal transduction; positive regulation of axonogenesis. The transcript has 43 exons. Gene Ontology annotation, molecular function: guanyl-nucleotide exchange factor activity; protein binding. Gene Ontology annotation, cellular component: membrane; synapse. Lineage: Eukaryota; Metazoa; Arthropoda; Insecta; Lepidoptera; Pieridae.